UAAUAACGGUCUGUGUAAACUGAUGCCCAGGCCGUAGGAGUUCGCAGGAGCUCUGCUCGAACAAGUUAAACCAAGCAAGGGGCAAAGGGCAGCCCUCGAAACAAAAAACUGCUCAAACCAACCAACGCAGAGGAUCGCAAUGGCUCUGCUGGCGCGGAUACUCAAAGCCCGUCUGCGCCCGGCGCCCGAGCGGGGCCCUUGGCAGCCUCGGCCCACGGACGCCAGGCUCCCGGCGAGGGCGCGGGCCGAGGACAAAGGAGCCGGGCGGUCGGGGGCGCCGCGGGCCGGGGGCCGGGCAGGGGGGCCCCGGAGCCUCGCCGCCAUGCCGGGACCCCGGACCCUCGCCAACCUGGUGGAGUUCUUCUGGAAGGACGGCUUCAGCCGCAUCCACGAGAUCCAGCAGAAACACACACGGGAAUAUGGAAAAAUCUUCAAGUCUCACUUUGGUCCUCAGUUUGUAGUAUCUGUUGCAGACCGAGACCUGGUGGCUCAGGUGCUCCGGGCAGAGGGGGCCGCACCCCAGAGAGCCAACAUGGGGUCCUGGCAGGAGUACCGAGACUUACGGGGCAGAUCCACCGGGCUCAUCUCCGCGGAGGGUGAACAGUGGCUCAAGAUGAGAAGUGUGUUGAGACAAAGAAUUCUGAAACCGAAAGAUGUGGCCAUUUUUGCAGGAGAAAUCAACCAAGUUAUUGCUGAUUUAAUUAAAAGAAUCUACUUCCUCAAGAGCCAGGCAGAAGAUGGGGAGACUGUGACCAACAUCAAUGACCUUUUCUUCAAAUAUUCAAUGGAAGGCGUGGCCACCAUUCUUUACGAGCGUCGUCUGGGCUGCCUGGAGAACAGCGUCCCGCAGGCGACCAUGGACUACAUCGAGGCCCUGGGGCUCAUGUUCUGCACGUUCAAGACGUCCAUGUACGCCGGUGCCAUCCCCAGGUGGCUGCGCCCGCUCAUCCCCAAACCCUGGCGGGAGUUCUGCAGGUCCUGGGAUGGACUCUUCAAAUUCAGCCAAAUCCACGUUGACAACAAGCUGAGGGACAUACAGUGCCAAAUGGACCGAGGGGAGAGAGCGAGAGGGGGCCUGCUCACGUACCUCUUCCUCAGCCAGGAGCUGACACGGGAGGAAAUCUACGCCAACCUGACCGAGAUGCUGCUGGCCGGUGUGGACACGACAUCGUUCACGUUGUCCUGGGCAGUGUAUCUCCUCGCGAGGCACCCGGAAGUGCAGCAGACCGUGUACCGGGAGAUAGUGAGGAAUUUGGGGGAAAGGCAUGUUCCCACGGCUGCAGACGUCCCCAAAGUCCCACUGGUCCGAGCUCUGCUUAAGGAAACCUUGAGGCUGUUUCCAGUGCUGCCAGGGAAUGGCCGGGUCACCCAGGAAGACCUGAUUGUUGGCGGGUAUCUGAUUCCCAGAGGCACCCAGCUGGCCCUCUGCCACUAUGCCACCUCCUACGAGGAUGAGAACUUCCCUCGGGCCAAGGAGUUCCGGCCUGAGCGCUGGCUGCGGCCAGGCAACCUGCGCAGGGUUGACAAUUUCGGGUCCAUCCCCUUCGGCUACGGGGCUCGAAGCUGCAUUGGGCGGAGGAUUGCAGAACUGGAGAUCCACCUUCUCGUGAUCCAGUUGCUUCAACGUUUUGAGAUCAAAAUAUCUCCUUGGACUAAAACUGUUCAUGCAAAAACCCAUGGGCUUCUGAUGCCAGAGGAGCCCAUCCACGUGCGUUUUGUUAACAGAAAGUGAGCCUGGCGUUUUCACCCAGCUGCCAGACCGACACACACCAGGUGUUCGUGGGCCACAGAUGAUGGUGGGGGAGAAAAGGAUCCCUUCUGGGGGCUGUCUUGGUUAUAAAUUGGCCUCCUGGUUUCUGGGAGACUGAAAUCUUUAUGCAAAGUAAUGUGAGAAGAUUGCUUUACUUUUGCAUACCAGAGUUGCUUUUUUUUUGGAGAAACAGCUGUUGUGAAGCCAGUGGCACUGAAUUCUCAUGCCUCAUAUGGUAUCUUACCCUUGGACUCACUAUUCACUUACCAUAGUCUCCUCUGCAUGUGGGCCAGGAAAUGUUGGCGUACACAUAGAUUCAGUGCUUGAAUAUACCUUCUCUAAUACUGCAUCCGGGACUGCCCAUUAGGAUACAAUUCCAACUUCUUGUUUUUAAUUUGAAGAGGAAACAUUAAGAGACCUCUGUAGAACAGACCUGUGGUUGCCAGGGGGGAGGGGAGGUGAGGGAGGGAAGGAUUGGGAAUUCGGAAUUAGCUCUAUAGCACAGGGAACUAUAUUCAAUAUCCUGUGAUAAACCAUAAUGGAAAAGAAUAUGAAAAAGAAUGUAUAUAUGUAUAACUGAAUCACUUUGUUACAUAGCAGAAAUUAUCACAACACUGUAAAUGAACUACAAUAAAAUAAAUUAGAAAAAAAAAAAGGAAUGCCUCUCUAAUACCGUAAUUACGGGAAGAAAACACCCAGGCGACAGCAAGCCCCAGAUUUAGAUCCUGCAGCAGGGCUCCGAAUUAAAAGGACCAUAUUCUUAUUAUUUUUCUCCAAACUAAUGUUUCUUUUUCUAGUCAUAGCUCCUAAAGAAGUUGAAUAUUAGUUUUUUGGUUUGAAAGAAAUAAUCAAUAAGAAAUAAAACUCCUGGGGAAGUCAAGAAUAAUCAGGUUUUCUAACCGAAUCUAAGUGCUCAGCAGAUGUAUAAGAACUGAUAAUCUGAGGAUGUGAAAUUUCAUUGCCUACACUGAGAGAAAUGAAUUAAACAAACACUGUGGAAAACAGUGUAACUUUAGAACAUUUUUAUUUCAAGGAAAAAUAAAUAUGUAAAUGGACAUUCUAUAGACAAAAUCAUAUUUUUAUCUUCAUAGUCAUUUUAAAUAUCCAAACUGGAAAUGUGAUCCAGCUGUUGGUGCUGACAUAAGGCUCUGACUGAAUGCCUGGGCGCCUAGGAGCCUUCGAAUGAUCUGUUGCUGCUCAUGCCACCUGUUGGUCGCUAGUAAAAAACACAAUUUUAUAACAUUCUCUCUGUGCCUUCAUGCUUGAGACCUCUUAGUCUCAAUUCCAUAAAUCUCUUUACAUAAUCCUUACCCCCAAAUCACUUUCCUACGAAUAUAUACCAUAAAUCUUUCUUCCCCUCUUUAGUUGGUCAUGCUGCAAAGUAAUCCUUAAAUAAAAUAGAAAUAGUAUCAGUCUCACAUACCGUUUUUGUUUGAGUAUAUAAAGCGUGAUGACGGCAUAACUUUAGUGUGAGUGCUGUAAAAAUAUGUAGAGUUAAAUAUGAAAUUCUGUCAUGAACUGAAAGAAUGUUGGAUUCCUUUGAGUUAGCAGUAUGUAUAUUAAAUUUUAUAAACUAGAUACAAUUUUAUUCUGUUUGAGACUGAAAUUUAAAAAUAUUGAGACUCACCAGGAAACUUGAGGUGAACUCUUAUUCUACAAGGUGACCCUCUAGUGAUGUGUGGCCCUGCCCAGGGAUGGGCACAGCCAGGUGGGUCGCACCUGAGCCAACUUCUUGGUCUUCACGGACAGAGAGAGAGGCAGCCGGACCUCAGGAGCCUCCUGGUGUGACCAGCGGGACGUGCAUGGUACCGACUGUGAAGCAUUCUUGCCAAAGAAAGUGAAAUCGAAUCAGUUAAGUCUCUAGAUCCACCAGUUUAUAGGAAAUACAGGGUAUAGAGGGGCACGUUAAAAUUCCACGCGGAUGCAAUCAGCAAAAUCCAGCCCAUAGCAAAGUCUACAGGACAAAUAACUUUUUUUUUCCCCCAACAAAUAAGUGACAAGAAAAAAGAAAAAGAAGAAGGGGGAACUGUUAUAGAUUAAGAGAUUUAAAGGAUAAUUAGGGAAAUUUGAACAAUGCGUAUUUGAUGAUAUUAAGGAAUUAUUGUUACAUAUUGUUGUUGCAUUAACAAGAGAGAUCUCAUCUCUUGGAGGUAUUCCUUAAAGAUAUAAAUAGGUAAUGUUUAUGGAUGGCAUGUUAUGAUAUCUUGGAUUUGCUUUAAA
This is a messenger RNA of Balaenoptera acutorostrata (minke whale), 3970 nucleotides long. RefSeq names its product cytochrome P450 27C1. Lineage: Eukaryota; Metazoa; Chordata; Mammalia; Artiodactyla; Balaenopteridae. The coding region runs from base 140 to 1732 and encodes 530 amino acids. The record is from RefSeq and is a predicted model, not a curated record. Gene Ontology annotation, biological process: C21-steroid hormone biosynthetic process; cholesterol metabolic process; cellular response to peptide hormone stimulus. The transcript is spliced from 9 exons. Gene Ontology annotation, cellular component: mitochondrial inner membrane. Gene Ontology annotation, molecular function: heme binding; oxidoreductase activity, acting on paired donors, with incorporation or reduction of molecular oxygen; monooxygenase activity.